Anastrepha ludens (Mexican fruit fly) is the source of this 1338-nucleotide messenger RNA. It is a transcript of the gene Cks30A, whose product is annotated as cyclin-dependent kinases regulatory subunit. The transcript is spliced from 2 exons. The record is from RefSeq and is a predicted model, not a curated record. Gene Ontology annotation, molecular function: cyclin-dependent protein serine/threonine kinase activator activity; protein kinase binding; histone binding. The coding region runs from base 344 to 568 and encodes 74 amino acids. Gene Ontology annotation, cellular component: SCF ubiquitin ligase complex; cyclin-dependent protein kinase holoenzyme complex. Gene Ontology annotation, biological process: regulation of mitotic cell cycle. NCBI's taxonomy places the organism in Eukaryota, Metazoa, Arthropoda, Insecta, Diptera, Tephritidae.
GAAACAAGAAAUUCAAACGGAAAAUAAAACGAUCGACGCCAAUUUAGCGCCCUUGCGGAACGAAAUUCAUUUCUGAAGAAGAGAAUGAAAGUAUUCUAUGCAAACGAACGUGUAAAAUUUGUGGAAAAUCAAAUUUAAAAAACCGAAAUUAAGUGAGAAGUGAAGAAAUACAACAAAUCAAAUUGCCAAGUGGAGUUAACAUUUUUGCGAAUUGAAGAUUUCCAAGACAAAUUUUCAAUAUUGUUGCUACAUUUUGAAACAAAAUCUACAGGUUGCGGAACAUCUGCACCAGGUGCAAACAUUGGCAAAUUCCAGUAUAUAGAAAAUACGCAAGACCAUCGCCAUGAGUAAGGACAUUUACUACUCUGAUAAAUAUUACGAUGAGAAAUUUGAAUAUAGACAUGUUGUGCUGCCAAAGGAACUGUCGAAAUUAGUACCAAAGACACAUCUGAUGACCGAAGCGGAAUGGAGAUCGAUUGGCGUACAACAAUCACGCGGGUGGAUACACUAUAUGAUACACAAACCAGAGCCGCACAUUUUACUCUUCCGUCGUCCAAUACAGCAGUAGAAGGCAUGCAUCUCAGAAACCCUUUCAGAAGAACCAGGAGCUACCACAUUUUGCUAUUAAGGUCUCGAACGUCUGCUACACUGCUGAAGUUUCGUGAAAACUAAUCAAAACCAGUUAUCGUCUACAAUUGCGUUUGUGGUUUCUAGAAAAAAGAAGCUAAGUGCGGAAGCCUAUUUGAACAGAUUCGCGUUACUGUGAAAUCUUAUUUCAGCCUUAAUUGUUCAAAGGACUACUUAAAUGUAAAUAUAUAUAAAAGAAAAAAAAAAAAAAUCAAAAACAAACGUAAUGCAGUAGUGCCAGGCUGUUUGAUAGGUGUUUAAUAGCAAAAAUAUUUGUAACCUCAUCAUGAUUGCCAUAGAUGUAUUUUGAGAGCCAUCAAGGUUUGCAAAUAUUUUGAACCUUUGAACAAACAGAUUUUGUAUACUCGUAUUACUACUAUUAAGUUCAUAUUCGAAAUAAGUUAUGUUGAGCCUAAUUGGCAAUUUUUUUUACUUAUAAAACUAAUUUUCCUAUUUUUCAUUCCGAAUAUUUUUAGUGUUUUCAUAUUAGUAGCUAGGCUCGCGGCAUGAUUACGAUUCGAAUUCCAUAUUGGCUAGUGUAUUUUAGUUUUAAGAUUUUAUGUAUGUGGUUUAUAAUUUUCUACAACCAGAUGCAUGCCUAUGAUAAAGAAAUAGAAAUACACCGUAAAAAUAUGUUUGUGAUUUCAAUAAAACAAUAAAUAGAUUUGGCAUUAGUUUCUUCAGCUUUGGAAAUGUGAUGCUAACGGUUAA